UGAUGUUAAUGCUGAUGAAUCCUCCAUCAUGGUGUGAUGGUAGAGCCGCACAAAGUGCAGAAGGAAAUGUUCACAAAAGGAUAAAAGGCAACGCGAUAGAGUAGAUGCUGAAGAGAAGGAGGGAACAAUAGGACACUGCUGCGUCACUCCGACCCAGACAACAGUGCAAGUGUUUAUUUGUGACAGCUGAAUCCUUAAAUGAAAGGUCAUCUCAGAACAACAGAGUCAAUUGAGGAACAAGAUUAGGGGGAGAGGGAUUUGGUAGAGAGGAAAGGAGCUGAUGGGGGGAGGAAGGCGAAGACUGGGAGGAAGAGGACAGAAGUGAAGGAAAUGUAAAAACCAAAUGUGGCUGAAGAUGAGCAGAGAUGAAGUGGAGGGAGGGGGGGAGUCACAGGAAGUAAGGGAUGAGAUAAAGGCGGAGGACAGGUGUGAUCCUCCACAGCCCGGGUGUUUGUUUCGUCAAGAGUGGCAGCGGUAGAGCAGGGGAUUAUGGGAUUACGGUCGGUGUCAUUGGUCAUGUGAGGCGGCGUGGUCGACACUGACCCUGCUUACCUUCGCUCGCUAAGGAAGCUUAGCCUGGCUGUGAAGGUCACACCCCGGCGCACUCCUGCCCACGCAUCUUACCUUCAGCGCCUCCUCGUCUCUCUCCGGCUUCCUUCAUUUCAUUCCCAGCAUUCCCAUCCUCUCCCUGCACCUCGUUAUCACCUUUUUUUUUUUUUUUUUUACUACAUGGUCUCCCCUUCCUUCCUUGCUCCCAUCCUUUCUUUCUUCCUUUGCCUCAGUCUCGUUCUGGAUGUCAAGCUCCUUUUUAACACAAGUUAUACAUGCCCAGCUUAUCCAUGCCCUCGCAGAUCCACCAGGAUUCCUCGGUUUUUCUGUCUGGGAGAGGGACGAAUAAAACAGAAGACGGAAUUAAAGACGUUCGGACCAGGAGCAGAAACCCCGCAGGAGUCCAGACGCUGAGGUGUAAAUUCAAGAACAACGUCGGCCUCGGAACAUGAUCGACUGUGAGGGCCUGAAGGGGUGAGAGUCUGAGAGGUGGCAGCUCCAAUGGCGUGGACGGAGCCACGGUCGCAUCCACAACCAAAACGGACACUUUCCAACCUCAGGACUCGUGCGACUCUUUCAUCCGCCGCCCUCCUCUUGCUCGCUGCCUUCGCUGGCCUCUGCACAGCCGGUCCCCCCCAGCCCGCCCGGCCCCCUCUCCUUUCCGGACAGCCUUUCAUCAUCUUCUGGGGCAUCCCCGACUCCUCCUGCUCCGGUCGGCCCGAUCCCAGAUCUUUCGGGAUGGAACGCGAGGGCCGUGUCGCUGUCUUUUACGAAGACACGCUAGGGAACUACCCCUACUUUAUAGAUAAAGACACACCGGUCAAUGGGGGGCUACCACAGCACACACGCCUGGAAAGUCACCUCCAGAAGACACAGCAGGACUUGGAGGCAGCUCUACCCGCCCCACGGUACCUCGGGCUGGGCGUGCUGCGCUGGGCCGAGUGGGUUCCCCAGUGGUCCAGAAACCGAGACAGGAGAGCCAUGUAUGCGGAGGCAUCCAGAAACCUGCUGAGGACUUUCUUUCCUAGCUGGACCCCGGAGGAGGUGGAGAAGUGGUCACAGGUGGAUUUCGAGGCGGCAGCGCAGGCCGUCAUAACGGAGACUCUACGGGAGGUCAAACGGUUGAGGCCCAAAGCAUUGUGGGGCAUCUCUCCUUACCCUGACUGCUACAACGGCGACCCCGCCCAAACCACGCUAGCCAAUUACACCGGCCAGUGCCCUCCGGCGGAGACGGCCCUCAACGACGAGCUUGUCUGGCUCUGGAAGCGAAGCUCCGCCAUCUACCCUCUGCUCACCCUGGAGAAGCUGCAGAGUGGGACCUCUGGAGCCAGGCUUUACUUAUCCAAUCAAAUUAAAGAAGCGCUUCGAGUGUCGUCUCUGACCGGGACAGAGUUUGAUCUUCCCGUCUUCCCUCUGAUCAGGAGCGUCUACGCUUCAACUAACACUCUACUAUCCCAGGCCGAUCUGAUCAGCACCAUAGGAGAAAGUGCUGCCAUGGGAACAGCAGGCGUCGUCAUCUGGGAGAGAACUGAGACGAAGACGGAGAGGGAAUGCCAAGACCUGGCAGAGUUCGUCCGCCAGGUCCUGGGACCCUACUCCGUCAACGUAACCACGGCAACUCGACUCUGCUCAGCCUCCCUCUGCCAGGGAAAGGGCCGGUGCGUCCGGCAAAACCCAGAGAGUUCGGCCUACCUCCAUCUGCCACCUCCAUCCACAGCGGCGGCGGUGGAGAAGGAGACAGAAAAGGUGUUAAAAGCCACAGACCAGCCAGACGCAGACGCUAAAACCACCGAACCAGACCCGGCCGAGAUCUGGAAGAAAGACUUCCAGUGUCAGUGGUACAAGACUUCAGACGGAGACGUGUCCGACCAGCAGUCCCUCAAAGAUGGAACUCCUGAGGGGGGAACGGUGCCGGAAAACACAGGAGACGAAACAGCUUCUACGACGAAGCGUGGCACCGAGUUUAGCGGAAGUCGUCCCCCUGCGUCUGGAAGUCCAGCGCCUUCACUGGAAGUACCGACGGACGGCGGAGACGAUCCACGGAGCUGCACGAACUUGACUGUCUGGCUGAUGCUGGCGGCUGCACGCCUAUGCCUGGAACCUUAAAAACGUGACAUACGAGAGGUUCUGAAAGUGCCCUUGAGUAAGACGCCCGGUUUAUGAUCUACGAAGUACGAUAAACUACGUCCGGAGCAGGAAGUCGAAACCAAUCACUGGAUGUGCCAAGAGACAUUGCGACAAACGCUCAUCUGAAUUUAAACAUUUGAAGAGAGAAGUGACUAAUUCCAUUCGGACUGACUCAUAAUUAGUGACGAUAAACUCAUCACAAUCAGCCACGGUCAUCAAAAGAUUGUGAAACUGUAAGGAGGUACUUCUUUGCACUUUACCUGUUGUUAAAUGUUUGUUAUUUGUGAAUUAUUUCUUGAAUCUUGAGACCUCACAUACUCAGGUUUUCUUUUCUCGUUAACUAGAUGCAUCAGGUUCAACCGACCGUGAGGAGUUUAGAUUAUUCAGAGGAACUGGCCUUUACUGGAGUGACAACAGGGAUCUCUAACACAACUCAAUGUUAAGCUAUUUGAAUUCCGAACUCAAAUUAGUCUGCAAUAGAAUAUUUGUCUGGAUUUCAUUAUGGGCCGUGUUUUAACUUAUUAAAAAAUACCUCUUCAUCAAUCUGAGUAUAAUCAGCUCCCAACAGAGUGACUCCAGACUAACGUAGAACUAGACCUAACUGAGACUUUUUGUGUUGUUUGUCGAACCUUUAAUCUGCCUUAAAGAGCUGCUGGCCAUAACACAACCAAAUGUUGUGUUUUAGUUCUUAUUUGAACUUUAUUCAAAGGAAUAUCUGCUGAAGGGCAGCAUACACUUUUAUCUUUUCUUUCUGAGCUCUCUGGCUUCCUCUGCCUGACUUCUGGUGAAACUACAAGGACCUCUGUACGAAAACCUCACUCUGUAAAUAAUAAAACCACUGCUUCGUUCUCAGGAUCGUGGGUUUGCACACGCCGGCUCACCCUCACACUCUUAGUAGCACAUAGGGACACUUAAGGAAAUUCAGUAAACACAGUAAGUGUUUGGAGCAGCUUUGAAGGAUUUUUAGCUCAUUGCAUCAGAUCUGAGAUGUUUCCUCUCAUGAACUGAUGCUUCACGUCCUUCCACAACAUUUCUAUUGGAUUAAGGUCAGGACUAAACAUUCCUCAUGUUCUUCUCUAACUGUUCUUUAACCUCUUCUCUUUCUUGGACUCCACAGAUGUUCUGCUGUUUUUCUGUUGGUUUAUGUGUUGUUGUUUUGUUUUUUUUUUUUGUUGACACAUUGGACUUGAAAUAAAGAGA
Mugil cephalus (flathead mullet) is the source of this 3876-nucleotide messenger RNA. Its product is annotated as Glyco_hydro_56 domain-containing protein. The coding region runs from base 1051 to 2655 and encodes 534 amino acids. Gene Ontology annotation, molecular function: hyalurononglucosaminidase activity. The record is from RefSeq and is a predicted model, not a curated record. The transcript is spliced from 7 exons. NCBI's taxonomy places the organism in Eukaryota, Metazoa, Chordata, Actinopteri, Mugiliformes, Mugilidae. Gene Ontology annotation, biological process: carbohydrate metabolic process; hyaluronan catabolic process.